AUGGUUAUCGAGAAAGAUAUUAUACGCCAUAUAUUUCUAAAGCCAGAUGGCUCUGGUUUAAAUGAAGAGUUAACCGCAGAACAAUUGCAACAACUUCAUAUAUCAUUACGCCAUGAGAAAUUAAGUAUACCACAAGUUGAGGCAUCCAUCGAAUAUGUCUGUUCUGGAACUACAUGCCAUCCUGAUGAAUUGUUUGAUGUACUCCAUGAAAUGGAUCGUCGAUUUUUUUUAGCUCGAGAUUUGCGUUGGGAAUUUUCUUUGAUGGAUACGGAGAGAAGAGGGACUAUUUCAGUCAUGGAGGGGCGCUUUUUAUGCCAAGGUACACAUAAAGAAUUAUUUUCCCCAAGACGAUGGAACCGAUUAAUCAACAGAAGGCCAUUACCUACCGCUGCUGUCAGUUUCGAAGAAAUCGAAGUCGAGUUAUGCAAUAUACCAACGCCAGAAAUGGUACUGAUGGACAAAUUAGAGGAAGAGAGAGAAUUACUAGAACGUGCUCGCCAGCAGGAGGCAAGAGGGAAAUCGGCCAUCAGAAAGCGUACCAAAUCAGUUAUUCCAGCUGAUGGCAGUAGUAGAAAUGUAUGUCAAAGGUUGCGUCGUACUAUUGGAAGUAGUUUUGGAGAGGCAUUGGAGGAAGAUCGAUAUAAAGUCGAUGCUGUCGAUGCUUCUACUGUUUCUACUGCUGCUGCUGCUGCUGCCGUUAGUAUCCAAUCCGGUAGUCAAUUAAAGAAGCCAAAAAUUCAAGUUACUCCAUCGGAAAUUAUUCGUAAAGCCGACGCUGAAGCACGCUCGGUUAAAAUGCAAUCCAAUGAUGAAGUCGAUACCAUUAGGCGUAAAGCCAAAUUAGCUGCCAAAAGUGUUCUUUCCAAGUGUGAUCAAGAGAUUGAUAAAUUACAAGAUCGUUAUGAUCGUAGAAUCGCUAUUAUUGAAGGUAGAGCUGAUGAUAGGAUUGCUAGGGUGAUCAGAGUUGCACAACAAGAAGCCAACGAAGCUCGAGCUGCUGGUAAGAUGAAAGAAGCUAAAAAAAUUAUGGAAACAGCUGAAAUUGAAAUUAACAAUUUACGAGCUAAAGUGGAUUUAGAAAUUACUGAGUUAAAGCGUGAACAUAACGACACCAUUGCUGAAAUGAAACGCCAAGCGGAACACGAAGCCAAUCAAAUUACCACCGAAGCAGAAUUGGAUGCCAUUAAAAUCCUAACUACUGCUCAAAGUCAAUAUACCUCUAUCGUUAUGGGAAGUAAAGCGGAAGCGGUACUCUUGCAAACCGAUCCAGACAGCAAGCAAACUGCUUCUAGUAAGCCAUCUUCUAAGGUGGAAAAUAAGAAAGGAGCACAACCAUCCGAACCAGCAGAUACAUUAUUGUCCCGUGCUGAAGGGAAAGCAGCAGCUAUUGAAUUACAAAAAAAUGGCGAGGCUGAGGUAGCCUUAAUUCAAGCUGGUGGUGAAGAAAAUAUUAUACGCAAGAGAGCCAUAAGUCGAUUACGUGAAGAAGAAAUUAAAAAAUCCAGUUGCUCUGAAAGUGUUAACCUGUUAAAGAAGGAAGCCGAUGCUAUUAUGGCUAGAGCGAAAGCUUCCGCUGCUGAAGCUAUAGUUAAUUCUGAACGAGAAUCGGAAAGAUCCAAAGGCUAUGGCGAUGUUACUACAGCGGUAAAAAUGACUGCUAAUGGCACAAUUGAAGAGGCAAGAGUGUUAGCUGAAGGCAAAAGUAGAGCACAACAGUUAAAAACCGAUGCCAAUAUUGCAGCCAUUACCAUUGAAGCCGAAGAAAAAGCGGCGACAGUUUUAAUCAAAGCUGAAGAAGAAGCGCAAAUUAUUUAUAAAAAGGCAAGAGGAGAAGCAGAUUCUAUUCGAUUGAAAGCAGAAGGUAAAGCGGAAUCGAUCAAAAUUAUUGCUGAAGCUCAAGCGGAGAUUGCUGAAAAAAAUGGCGAUCCAGCCAAAGCGGAACAAAUUCGAGCUUCUGCUCGAGCGGAAACAGCUCAAGUAUUAGCACAAGGCAAUGCUGAAGCCGCUAAAUUGUUAGCUAAAGCUAACAUUGAAGCCAAGAAAGUAGAAACCAGGGCUAAACUAGAGCAUGCUAAAUUGCUUUCUGAUGUUCAAAUUAAAUCCAUGAAACUGAAAGAAAAUGCCGAAAUACGAUCGAAAGAACUAAUUCACGAUAGCGAAGUUGCUACUUUAACCAUGAAAUUGGAAGCAGAUGCUAAAGUAGCUGAAAUUAAAAAGGAUUUUGUCUACGCUAGUCGAUGUAAGGCAGAAAGUAAAGCACAAAGUAAAAUUAUGGCGAUUAAUGUUGAAAAAGAGUUGAAAGAAUAUCAAGCUAAAAAUGCCAUCAAAUUAGUAGAAUUAGAAGGUCAAAAUCAACAUGAUCAAGUCAUGAUUAGUGUCGAAGGCGAAGCGAGUAUCAUUAUUGCUGAAGCGAAAGGAGAAGCGGAAGCCAUACGUGAAAUUGCCAAUGCUAAUGCAAAUAUGGUUUUAGCUCAAGCUGAAAAAGAAGCCAACGAUGCUCGAGCUGCUGGCAAUGAAGCGAAAGCUAAAAAGAUACUUGCUGAAGCUAAUUAUCAAGCUGAGAUAUUGAAAGCAGAAGCUGAAAUUCAAGCUGUUCAAAUAUUAAGUGAUGCCAAAAUAAAAGCCAAUCAAUUACGCUCUGAAAAAGAAGCAGAAAUUAUCAAGCAAUGCUACGAAAAUGAAGCACGAGUUAUAGGUGAAAAUUUUACAAGUUUAGAUGCUACUGGUGAGAAAGCAGGUAAAGUAAAAAGCGAUGCAAUUUUAUUGAAAGCAGAAGAGAAAUCGACAUUUGUUGCUGUCAAAGCUGAACGAGAAGCGAAAGCUGCUGAAAAUGAUGGUGAUCUCAUUCGAGCUGCAGAACUUCGAGCAGAAGCUUGCACAAGUACUCAUACCAUUAAAGCAACUGCUCAAGCUGAUGCCACCUUAGCUGAAGCUGAAGAGAAAGCCGAAGCUAUUACAGCUCAAAGUGAAAGCGAUGCUAUGGCUGCUAUUCGAAAAUCAAUCGGUGAAGCAGAAUCAAUCCUUGCUACUACUCGUGCUCAAGCUGAAAAUGUUCGAAUCGAUUAUAAACGAAAAUCCAAUGAAAUAUUACAAAAAGCAAAGAUACAAUCGCAAAAGUUACGCACUGAAGGGAAAGAAAAAGCUGCUGAUGAAUGCUUACGACGAGGUGAAGCAGAAGCAGCUAAAGUUGCAGCUGAAGGUGAAGCAAAAUGUGGAAAAAUUAAUGCUGAAGGUGCUGCUAAAGCCGAUAAAGCUAAAAUUGCUGGUGAGGAAAAAGCUGUUCAAAUUAAAACUGCUGCUAAAGCCAAAGUUACCGAAAUGAUGCUAGAUGCAAAAGCCAAUGCCAACAAAGUUAAAGAAGAAGCCAAAGCGACAGCUGUUCGCGAAUCCAAUACUAUCUUAGCUCGAGGCUAUCGUAAAUCGCGCGAUGAAGUUAAAGCUGUUGCUUUACAAGCUGAAGCAAAUAAGGAAUAUUCUAAACAGAUGGAAAAAGCGCAAUCAACGACAGCAAAAUUACUUGCACAAAAAGAUAUUGAAGUAAAAGCAGUCAAUGUUCAAGGAGAAGCUGAAAUGGAAAGAUUGAAAACUACUGCAGAAGCGGUUAGCGUUAAAUCGCAUGCUAAAGCUGCUGCAAUCACUGCUAUCAUGGACGCAGCAGCCGAUACAGCGGUUAAAAAAAUCAACCAAAAGAAUGACCAAGUUAUCCUACAGUCUGAAAUGAAAGGGAGAGAAGAUGCUGCUCGCUUAUUAAAAGAUGGUAUUACUGAAGCAACAAGGAUGAUUAUUGAUGGUGAAGAGAAAGCUCAACGUUUAAAAACUAAAGUAGCUAUUGAAGCUGUCCGAGCUAGAGUAUCUGCUGAAAGUGAAAUAUUACAAUAUACAGCGGAUAAAGCUGAAGAGAAACGUGAAGGGAUUCAACAAUCGAUUAAACAAUUGACAGCACAAGCUGAACAAGAAAUCAAGAAAGUCCUUACAUCUGGUAAUGAAGUUCGUGCUAAUGCUAUUCGAGAAGAUUUAGCAACAAAAAUUGAAGUGAUGGAACUAGAAGGACAAGUACUGACCAAACAUUUAAGUGAACGUGCUAAAAUGGAAGCGGAACGUAUCAAAAUGGCUGGUAAAAUUAAAGAAAAUAAAAUUUUAAAAUUUGCCGAAGCUGAUAUUACCAUUGCUACUGCAGCAACAUUAGCUGAAGCGAGCAAAGAGAAAGCAAUUAAAGAUGCUGAAUUUGUCAAGAAUAAAUCUUUAGCUGAAGCCAAUUUAGCUAAAAAUAAAGGUGAAAAAGAAGAAGUUAUUGAUGCUAUUAUCAACGACGGUAAACAAGAAGCGGAAAGAAUUACUAAAGAUGCUGAAGUAAUUUCAUUACGAUUAAUGGCAGAAGCACGCGCUAAAGCAACUAAAUUAAGAGCCGAAGCAAGUGCUGAAGCUGAAUUGUUAACCGCUGAACAAAAUGCAGAAGUGUUAAAAAAUCAAAUGUCGGAAGCUGCCGAUGCAGCGAUUGUAACUGGCAAGAAAGAAGCUGCUAGCGUACGCUUAAAAGCGAAAGAAAAUGCACGCGAAUCGGAUUUACGCAAUAAAAAGAAUGCCGCUACUCGUGCAUUAGUUAAUGGUGAAAUAGCUGCUGAAGUUGCCUUAACAAAAUCAGUAACAGAUUCUAUCCAAAAACGAGCUCAUGGUGAAAAUACCGCAGCGGUAACAACGAUGGAAGGUAAAGUGAAAUCGAUUAAAACAAUCACUCAUGGCGAUAUUGAGGCUGUCAAGAUAAAAUAUGAUGGUAAAAUUGCUGAAGCUCAACUUCUUGGCGAUGUUACUAGAGUGGAAGUAUUAAAAUUACAACGUGAUGCUGAAGUGACUAAAAUUACAGCGUUAUCCGCUGCUGAAUUAAGUCGUGUCAAAUCGGAAGAAGAAGCAGCAUCGUUAUUAGCACGACGUGAAGAAGAAGCUAAAGUAGCUAAAUUAAAAGCUGAUCAAUGUCGAAGUGCUGAAAAUGUCUUAUUACUGGAAGAUAAAGCAAAAGCGGAUAUUUCAUCAGCCAAUGAGUUAGCUCAAUCGAUACGUGAUAGUGCUGAUGAAAAAAUUGAUGCUGCAUUAGCUGAUGGUGAUGGCGCUGAAGUUGAAAGAAUUCGUUCACAAGCUGAAGUGAAAGCGAUUAAAGCAGCAACAGAAGGAAUCAUCCAAGCUGUUAAUCAAAAAGGUGAAGCUCGAUUCAAUGCUGCAUCAGAAGAAGCCAAAUUGGUUGCUGAAGCAGCUAAAAUCAAUGCAGAAGGUAAAGCAUAUUCAACAAGAAUAGCUGCUAAAGGUGAAGCUAAAUGUAUACGUGCUAAAGCUGAAGCUGAUGCAAAAUAUGUUAAAGAGAUGUCAAGAGCAAAAGCGAAAGAUUGCAUGCGAAAAGGCCAUGUUAGUGAAGCUGAAGAAGCAUUACAAGCUGGUGAAGCUGAAGCAAAAAGGAUAAUUUCAGAAGCAACGAUUGCCGCUACAAAUUUAAUUGCACAACGUGAAGCUGAAGCUAUACAAUCAUUAUCAGAAGGUGGUAUUGAGCAUGAAAAAUUAAAAAUUGGUAAUCCUGAAACCGUUAUCAUUAAAGCUGAAAUUGAAGCUGAAGUAAUGCGUAAUAAUAGCAAUGGUCAAAUAGAAGAAUGUUUAUUACAAUCACAAAGUCAAGCGGAAGCCAGUGAUAUUAAAGCAAAAUGUGACGAAGCCAUUGCUCUCAAGUUAGCUGAUGCUAAAGCAGAUGCUGUUAAAUUAAGUUCAGAGAGAGAUUCUAUGGCUGCUGAAAUUGAAUCAGAGUUAAAAGUCAAAGCUUUCAAACUUCAAAUUGAAUCUGCUGCUCAAGCUGCUGCACGCCGUGGUGAUCCAGAAGCUAAACGUUUAACCAUUGAAGGUGAUAAAAAAAUAGCUACUUUAACCUCGGACAAUGAUGUCAAAGUAAAAGUAAUGCGUGCUGAAGGAAACGCUGAAGCAAUACGAUUACAAGCACAAGCUCAAUCUGAAGUAGUUCUUAUUCAAAGUAAAGCACAAGCGGAAAAUAUCCGACUUCAAGCUGAUAAUGAAGCAAAAGCAGCGAUUGCUAAAGCAAAGCAUCAAGCUGAAGCUACCCGACAACAAUUAAUUAAUCAAGCCAAUAAGGCUAAAGCCAAUGGCAACGAAGAUGAAAGUAUCAAAUUAAGAGCAUCAAGUGAAGCACAAGCUGCUAGAAUAAUCGCUAAAGGUGAAGUGGAGGCUUGUAAAAUUCGUGGUGAAGCCGUAGUCAAAGCAUCAGAAGCAAUCAAUAAAGGGAAAUUAGAAGAAAGUAGUAUUCUCCAUGAGGGAAGUGUUGAAUAUCAUAAGAUUAAAUCAGAAGCUGAAGCCCAUGCCUUACUUGAUAAUGAUCUAGACAACAGAGCGGAAGAAGUUGCUGAUCAAGGUGAAAAGGAAAUUAAACGUUUACAACAACAAGAAGAUACACAUGCUGAUAUCUUACAGUAUCGUGCCCAAGCUGAAAUGAUUAUUGCUAAUGCUGAAAAAGAUUUAGCAUGUGAAAAGAUAUUAUUGGAAGCUGAAAUUCAAGCGUCACGUAUCGAGGCAGAAGGUAAAAGUUCAAUUAUAACUGCUAAAAUGGACAGAGAGAUUGAUAAUGCAAUCGUACGUGGUGAUCAUAAAGCUGCUAUGGAAAGUAAAAUGAAAGGUGAAAUUGAUUCAAGUCAAGUGAAGACUAAUGCUAACAUUGCAGCAAUACGUAAAAAAGCAGAAAUGGAAUCGAAAGCAGCGGCUACAAUGGCUGAAGCUGAAGCAGAAGCAAGCCAGUUAAGAGCAGCUGAAGAAGCAAGGAUUGCAUUAUCAAAAGAUGACGAAGGCCAAGCAGCUCAAGCAAUGGCCGAAGGAGAAGCUGUUGCUAUUCUUAUUCGAGGUGAAGGCCAAGCUAAAUCUAAAAUUAUUAAUUCUACUGCAGACGUUGAAGUAUUACAAGCUGAAGCAUCGAUGAAGGCCGAUGCUGUACAAUUAAAAGCUGAAGCAGCCGCUCAUAAUGCUGAAUUGAGUGGCAAUUCGUUAUUAGCCGCUGAAAUUAGAGCUAAAGGAGAUGCCGAUAAAGCCGCAUUAAAAUUACAAGCUGAUGCAGAAGCUGCAAAAGUCAAUUCUUAUGGUGAAGCAGAAGCUGUUUUAAUUCAAGCAAAAUCCAAAGAAGAAAGUAUUUUAUUAAGAGCAAAAGGAAAAUCAGAAGAAAUAAAAGCAUUCGAUGAAGAAGAAGCUAAUCGUAUAUUAGAUGAAGCUCAAAGAGACGCUGAAAAAGUGAUAGCGGAAGGUAAUGCAGAAGCUGAACGUUUGAAAAAAUUCGGUGAUACUGAAUAUACAAGGCUACAUGCUAUGGCUACAAUCGAAUCAGACCGGCAAAUUGGUCGUGGUCGAGCUCAAACAGUGAAAGAGAGCGGAAAAGAAAAAGAAGCUGCUGAAAUUGAAGGUCAAGUUGAAGCUAAAAAUGUAACAUCUAGAGCUGAAAUAGAAGCCAAUGCAGUUAAAAAACAAGCGGAAAUUGAAGCUGCUAAUAUUCGAUCACAGGCCGAGGCUCGUGCCAUAGCUGUAGAUAAAACUGGUAAUAGUAGUGAAGCCGAGAGAAUUCGUCGAGAUGGAGAAGUCGAUGCAACUAAAGCUCUCGCUAUUGGCAUGAUCGAAGCUGAUAGAAUUAUUGCAAUUGGUAAGCUUGAAACUGAGUUGGAAUUCGCAAUGGCUAAAGUUCAAGCAGCUAAGCUUAAAGGAGAUAAAAAUAGUGCCAUUCGACUUACAGCAGAAGCUGAAGCAAAAGUUUCUGAGCAAACUAAAAUUCUCGAUGCAGAAGCGUUAUAUCAACGUACGGAAGAAGAAGCAAAAGCAUUACAGCGUAAAGGACAAAACGAGAUUCAAGCGAUUAAAAAAGCAGCUAAACAAUAUGUCAAUAACGCUAAAUCAAGUGGUAGUACUAUGGCUGUAUCAAUUGUUACUGCUCAAGCUGAAGCAGAAAUUAAUCGAAUUGAAGCAGCUAGAAAAGCAGAAGCGGAAAGAUUAUUGACAAAGGCUAACGCUGAAAAAACACUUAUAAAUGCUGAAGGUAAAGUUGAAGCAAUCAAAAUGAUCGCCCGUGGUGAAGCAGAUAUAGCUGAAUUACUGGAUGAUAAUAAGAAAAUUAAACAAGUUUUAAAUACCGCAGAAAUGGAUUGUGCUAAAAUAUUAGCCCAAGCAACACAAGAAGCUUCACGAAUUGCUGCAGAGGGCGAAGCUAGUGCUACUCAAAUUCAUGCUCAAGGUUUUGCAACAUCGGAAAAUAUUAAAGCGACAACUAAUUCAACCGAAAUUGAAAAUCUUGGUAUGAAACAUAAGGCGCAAAGUAUAAAAGAAGUUAAAAAUGCAGAAACUAAAAGUACAGUUAAAUUAGGCAAAAUUGAAAGUAUAAAAACACAAGAAAUUGCAAAAGCUAACGCUGACAAGCAAGCUGUUGAGCGUGAAACAGAAGCUUUAAAAUCGAGCGGAAAUGAAGAGCAAGCUAUCCUUAAAAAAGCUCAAAGUGACGCAAAUUAUAUUAUUGCUGUUGCUGCAGCUGAAAGUAAAGCUCUUCAAGCCAAAAGUUUAACUCAAGUUGCUGUUGCAAAAGCGGAACUAGAAAGUAAAAUCAAGUUAAAGAAAGCGGAAAAAAAUGAAAAUGCUAUUACUGAAAUGACAGGUGAAUUAAAAGCAAUUGAAAUUUUAGCACAAGCUACCGCUGAAAUUGAUGGUACGUUACAAAAUAAAUUAGCAAAAAUUGAAGCCGAAAAAAUUAUUGCUGAAGGACAAGCUGCAGUAAUAAGAAUGAAAGGUAAUCCAGUGAAGGCAGCAGAGAUGACAGCACAGAUCCAAGCUAAAGCGAUUAAAGCAGCUGCUAAAGCUAAAGCGGACGCUCUCAAAAAUAAAGCACAAUAUGAAGCUAAAGCUGAAAAGAUAGUAGCUGAAAGUCGUACUAAUGUAGCGGAACGUUCAGGUGAUAAAACCAAAGCUGACCUGACCAAAACAGUUGGUGAUAUUAAAGCCGGACGAAUAAUAGCUCUUGCUGAAGCUCAAGCUUCCCAAAUUGUUGCAGAAGCGGAUGCUGAAUCAGAUAAGCUAGUUCAAUUAGGCAAGGCUGAAUCGCUUAAACAUAAAGGUGAUGGGGCUGAAGUGAAACAAUUACAUGCCAAAGCAGAAUCCACCUGUUUAAGAGUAAAAGCAAAGGCUUUAGCCGAUGCUAUUAAAAUUAAGAAUGAAGUUGAAGUGGAAUCUAAACGCCAAAUUGCAAUUGCUGAGUCGAAAGCUGUUCGAGCAAACUCAGAAAAGAAGGCAGCUAAUUUGGCCAAAUCGAACGAUAAGAUUAAUAGUAAAAAAGCAAAAAUUGAAGGAGAUAUUCAAGCAGCACGUAUAAUGGCAACUUGGGAAGCUGAAGCAAUUACAUUAAAAGCGUUUGCUGAAUCCGAUGCUUUACUAGCAACAUGUGAAUGUGAUGCAGCUACGAUUGAUAUCAUAUCUUCGAAUCAGGCUGAUCAAAUUAAUGAUGAUGGUAAUCCAUCGAAGGCAACUAUUUUAAAGAAAGAAGGUGAAGCAGAAUCGAAGGGAAAGCGUAUCGAAGGUAGAUUAGAAGCUGAUAAGAUUAAAAUACAAGGAGAUUGCGAAGUGAUCCGAUUAAAAGCUGCAAAACAAGCUGAUAAUAUAAGAUUAACAGCAGAGAUGCAUGCACAUUCAGCUGAAGCUGCUAAUAAUCACUCUGAUGCAAUCCGCAUUAAAGGUGAUGCACAAUAUGAUGCCGCAAAAUUUCAGUGCAAUGAAGAGAUUAAGGCAGCAAAGAUGAAAUGUCAAGCAAGUGUUGAAUCAAUACGUAAAAAUACUGCCAAAAAGAUUGAAGCAGUUAAAGUUAGUAGUGAAAGAAUUAUGGAAGUGCAUUCUGUAUCAGGUGAUGCAGAUGAAGCUACUAAACAGCGAAAGUAUUAUUUAGGUAAAAUAUCUGUUAUUGAGGCGGAGCAAGCAGCAAAUGUAGCUAUUGAAAAAGCUGAAGAAGAAGCUGCAAUAAUAAAAGCUGAAGCGAAGAUAAAAGCAGCACAUGUCAUUCAAAAUGCAGCAAAUCAAGCAGCGGAACUAUUAAAGCAAGGUAAAAAAUUGCAAGCCCAAAAUAUCACUAAACUUGCUGAAGAGGAAGCUGCUAAAAUAUCGCGUUUGGCUGAAAUUGAAGCUAUCAAUGUUAGAGCUAUCGCAGAAGCAGAAGCUUUAAGAUUAGUAGGCAAGGGAAAAAGUGAGGCGGCACAAAUUGAAGGAGAUAAAACUAAAGCUCAAAAUGAAUUAUCUGACGCUAGAGCUAGAGCAUAUCUUAUUGAAGCAAACAGUAAAGCAACAGUAGUGAAAAAUACUGCCGAAACUGAAGCCAAUUAUAUAUCAAGAUUAGCUGAACUUGAAGCUCAAGAUGAUAUCGAGCGUGGUAACGAAGAAGCUGCUUCCAUUAAAAUUUCUGAAGCGGAAGUAGAAAGUAAUAGAAUAAAAGGUGUAGCAGCAGUUGUGGCUGAUAAUAUUAUAGCCAUUGGUGAAAUUGAUUCAGCAUCACAAAAAGAACUUGUAAAAGCCGAAUUCUUACAAGCUAAUGGCCAAGAAGCUAAAGCUAUCUCGGCGAAGGCUGAAGCUUUAUCUGAUGCAAUUACCAAGAAAGGUGAAGUUAACGUUACUAAAGAACAAGAACUAUUACAAGUUGAAGUGGCGGCUGCCGUACAGAAAGCAGUUGCCAAUAUUGAAAUAGCCAAGAGUAAAAAUGAUCAAAUUGAAGCUGAUAGAAUGCUAAAACUUGCAAAAUUAGAGGAAGAGAAACUUAGAAAAAUCUCGAAGAUUAAUAGCGAUAAAGUUAAGAAAAUAUCUGUUACUGAUGCCAACCUCUGUAAAGCCACUGCUGAAGCAAAUAUUGCUAAAGUUAAAGGUGAUGCUAACAAAUAUAGUCAGUUGAUGAAAGAUGCAAUUACUACAGCGGCAAAGAAGAAAGCUUCAAUCGAAGAGCACGCUCUUAAAGCUUUUUUAGAAGUUAAUGUUGCUGAUGUACAACAAGUAGCUAAAAGUAAUGCUAUUGCUGCAAAUCAAAAACAUGACAAAGUAGAAGCUGAUAAAAUUAAAGCUGUGAGUAAGGCCAAAAUUGAAAAAUUGCAAGCUAGUACUUCUGCUGAAAUUGCUAAAUUUCAAGGGAUUGCUGCAUUGGAAAUCAAAGUUAGUAAAACCCUUGCAGAAGCUGGUGUUCACGAAAUUAAAGGCAACAAGACUCGAGCUAUUAUUACAAGGUCUGAAGCAGAAGCAGAAAAAAUAAGACUUACAGCUGAUGCAGAAGGAAAACUUGUCGAGAGAUUAGCUGAAAUUGACGCUGAAGCUAUAAGAAUUUGUACAAAAGAAGACGGUAAAGCAGCAAGAUUACAUUAUACACAACUUGCGAAAAAAGAGCAAGCCGCGGGAAAUCUCUUAGAAGCUGAAAAAUUAAAAGCUGAAGGUGAAGCACAAGCAUACAUAUAUAAUCACCAAGCUGAAAUUGAAGCAAGCAAAGCUAUAGCUAAGGGAGAAGCUGAUGGCCUAAUAGUAAAGGCAACCGGAAAUGCGGAAGCUACACAAAAAAUAUUUGAUGGCCAAGCGGAAGUCGCUUCGAUCGAAGGGAAUACACUAAAAUCAAAUACAUUAAUUAAUAACGGCAACGAGGCUUCAAUCUUGAUCUUGGCGGAAGCUAGUGCCAAAAGAGAGAGAAUAUUGGCUAAAAAUGAAGCGGUGUCAAUACGAACGACUGCUGCUGCAGCGGCGGAAGGGAAUAAAUUACGAGUUAACGCUGAAGCUGACAAUGCCAGAGUUUUGGGUGAUAAUGUUAAAGCAGCGCAAUUAGAUGGCAAUUGCGUAGCUGAAUAUUGGCAAACAGUACGCCUUGGUGAGAUCGAAUCCGAAAAGAGGCUUGCGCUUCUUGACGCUGAGGUAGAAAUGAUACAUUCUAAACGUAAGAGUGACUUAUCAAAAGCUCUUGGCGAUGAAGUUGGUGCUAAAGUCAUCAUUGAAACUGGUAAAGUUCAAUAUGAACGUGCGAAAGCAGAAAUUGAAGCAAAGUAUGCUAAUUUAAUUGCAGAAGUCCAGGUUGAUGCGACUCUUCAGAAAGCACAGUCCGAUGCAAAAGCAGCAGAUAAACAUGGAAAAGCAGAAGCUGCCGAUGAAUUCCGACAAGCGGGUAAAAAUUCAGCUUUUAGCCUCAGAAGAAAUAGUGUAAAGCUGCAGCAUAAACGUCAAGGUGAUGCUCAAGGUAGUAAAUCUAAAGCGGAAGCGCUACGUAAGGCUGAAGAAAUUUUAUCUAAAAGUAAAAAGUUGGCUGAUGGUAGUAGACAAAGCAAUAAUUAUAGCAGUGCAGUAAAAAUUUCAGCAGAUGGCCGCGCUAAAGCAAUUGAUGUUGUCACUACAGGUGAAGCUCGAGCAAUUUUAGCAUAUGCUAAUGCAGAAGUAAAAAUCGCAAAAGAUAAAGGUGACGAUAAAACAGUUAUACAAGCUAGAGUAUUAGGUGACCAAGAAGCUGCUAAGUUGCAGGCCUUAGGUGAAGCGGAAGCACGACGUUUGAAUCUGGUGGGUAAAGCUUCAGCAUUAAGAUUAGAUUCACAAAAUCAAGCCAAUAUAUUAGAUAAAAAGACACUUUCCGAAAUUGAAGCAGCACGUGAAGUUGGUAAUAAAGUUGGAGCAAUUAAUGUACAAGCUGAUGGUCAUAUACGUAAAGAGCAAUUACUUGUAGAAGCAACUGCAGAAGCUAUCAAAAUUGAAGCGUUAGCAGAAGCUGAAUUUUAUAGAAUCAAAACCUUAGGAGCAAUUUCAGCCGCUCAAACUGCAAAUGACACAUUAGAAGUCUAUAAAUUGGAAACAUCAUCUAAAAUCGAAAUUGAAAAAUUGAAAACAAUGGGUGAAAUUGAAGCCAAUCGUGUCAUUGCUAUUGGUGAAGUUAAUAAUCAAAAUAUAAGAGAUGAAGCUGAAAUCAACAAGGCUGAAUUAGCUGGUGAUACUGAUCGAGCUGAUAGAUUAAAAGCAGAACAUGAAGUAAAAGAUAUCCAAUGGAGAGCCAAAGCAGAAGCAGAAUCAGUUAAAGCUAAAGCUGAGCUUAAUGCAAAACUAACUAUCUUAAAUGCUGAAAAAGAAGCUGAGAUUAAACGUCGAGAAGGCGAUGAGAAAAAUGCACAGCAGAUAUUAGCUGAAGCUAAAGCAACAGCAAAAUGUAUACGUGCAGAUGGCGAUACAGAAGCGACUAGAAUUUUAGCUCUUGCUAAUGUUGAUUGUGAAAAUGUGAAAGCAUUGGCUGAACUAAAAUCAUCGCAAAAAGUUCUUGAAAAUCAAAUUAAUAAUGCUGAGGCUACAGAUCAGAAGAAAAAUGUAAUUCGAUUGAAAGCAUCACAAGAAAUUAAUGAUGUUUUACAAAAAGCAACAGCAGAUGCGAAACGAAUAUUUGGUAUUGCCGCUGCUGAAGCUAAUGGAGUUAAAGCCGCGUUAGAUAAUAAAAGUAAAUCUGUGGAUGAUAAGAUGGAACAAGCGAAACUGCAAAAAUCAUCGAAAUUGGAAUCGGAAAAGAUAAAAUUUAUUGGAAAUGCUAAUUCGACUAAAGCUAAUAUUCUUGGUGAAAUUGAAGCCGAAAGGAUCAAAGCUUACAGUGAAGCAGAAAUUGCACGCGUAGAUGACAAUGAAGAAAUUGCAAUCCGUUUAGAGACGGCUGCUGAUGUCAAGGCAGUCAGGCUUGAAGCAGAAGCUAAAAUCAAGAAUGUUAAGGCAGUUGCCUUACAAGAAGCUCAAUUUGCAGCAUUAAAAAUGGAAGCUAAUGCAGAACAUGCACUCGCAAAAAAUGAUGAAAUUGAAGUAAAUAACCUUAAAUACCAAGGUCAAUUGGAAGCGCAAUUAAUUAUUAAUGUAAGUGAUAUCGACUCAGCCUUACUAACUAGGUUAGCCGAAAUAGAAGCUAAUAAAGUUAGUUUGUUAGAAAAAUCAAGAAUAUCUAAAUUGGAUAAUGAUAGUAUUGAAGUAGAGAAAGAAAUAACUGCAGUUGAAAUCAAUGCCAUCGAACGAAAAGCUAUCGUUAAAGCUGAUGCGAUGAAAGCGAAAGCUAAAUUAAAAGCUGAAGCCGCAAAUGAGAUUGCCCACAGUAAUGCUCAAGCAGCACUAAAAAAAGGAGAUAAAAUUUUAGCUGAAAGAUUCAUUUUGGAAGGUGAAGCGGAAUCCAAAAAUAUUAUUGCUAGGAGUGAAGUAGAAGCAGAAGAAAUUCUCGCUUUAGCAGUUGCGGAAACGCAAGAGCUAAAGGCAAAUUUAAGCGUGAUUAUUGCUGAAGUAGAGGAUAAAGGAGACCAUGAAGCUAUCCAAUUGGAAAAUGAAGUUAACAUUCUUCGAGCGAAAACUAGUGCAGAGGUAAACUACAUACUAAAAAGUAAAGAGCUAGACGCACAAGUCUUUGAAGCAAAAGAAAAAUUUAAAGCUGAAGAAUUAGAGAAAAAGGGCAAUGCCAUUGAAGCUACAAAAAUAAGAGCUUACGCCGCCGCUGAAACAAAUAAAAUUCGUGCCCUAGCUGAUGUUGAAGCUAAGCAGUUACAAACAGAAUGUGAAAUUGAUGUAUUAAAAACUCAGGCAAUUACUAGAGUUGCCAAAGCAAGACAGUCAGGAGAUGCAGCUAAGGCAAUCAAUAUUGAGACAGAGAUGAAUGUAGAUACAGUCUUAUUAGAGACUGCAACAGAAAUAGAAAGUAUUAGGGCAGCUGCUAGAGCAAACGCUAAUUUGAUUAUUGAAAAAGCUAGAGCGGAUGUAAAUGCACUACAGUCUCAGUAUAAUCUAAAAAUAGCUCAGGCUAAAGCUAAUAAUAAUAUCGAAGAAGCAGAUUCAUUGCAAAAGCAGUGUUCUACGGAAGUCUUGGAAAUUAUUUCAAAAGCUGAAGCUGAUGCCUGUAUGAUUGAAGAAGAUGCUAAGGCUGAUUGUGAACGUUUAGAAAUGGCAUGCAAAGCAAAUAUUGUUAGACUUAAGGCCGCAAGUUCUGCAGAGAAAGCACGAAAUGAGGGUAAAUUUGCAGAAGCUGCUCAAUUUGAAAUUGAUGGUGAGAAACAAGCAUUAGAAAUAGAGAUCGAAGGUGAAAUUAUUGCUGCAAGAAUUCGAUCAGAGGCCAAGGCUCAAGCCAUCCUAAUUAAAUCGAAGGCAGAAGCAGCUGCAGCUAGAUUAUCAGGAAAUGAUAUGAAAGCGUCAAGAAUACUUGCUGAAGGCGAAGCUUUAGCUAAUAGCACUAUUACGGAAGGAGAAGCAACAGCUGAUAAAUUAAAGCUGGAAUUAGCAAUCAAGCAAUCACAACUUAAGAACGGCUACAGAGAACUGGGUGCCAUUGAAGCUGAAUAUAAAUCAAAUACCGAACAAAUAAGAGCCGAUGGUAGAAUAAAUGAAAUUAGAAUGCGCGCUACAGUAGAUGCAGAAGCUGCAGUUUUAAAUGCUGAACGAAAAGCUGAGGCUGCUAAAGCUUCUGGAAACCAUCACGAAGCUGAGCAUUUAAUCGCUGAGGGUAAAAUAAAUGCGAAGAAAAUUGUAACUUUAGCUGACGCCGAAGCUGAACUGUUGAAAGCAUUAGAUGAAGCUACUACAAAUUUAACCCAAGUUAAAGCUCAAGUUGCAGCUCUUAAAGCUUCUGGCGAUGAAGAGAAAGCAAUCAGGAUGGAACUCCAAGCUGAAAUACGUGCGGCAGAACUCAGAGAUGCUGCUAGGAUAGCUUAUACCAGAAAAAAGGCAAAAGCCGAUUCAGAUGCUAUUCGUGCUCUUGCUAACAGUAGUGCAGAAUUAGCCCGUAAGCAAGGAAAUGCAGAAAAAGCAGAAAUGAUAUUAAAGGAAGCAAAUAUUAAACUGAAAGAAGUUGAAUUAAUCGCUGAAGCAGAAAUUGAAUCAAUUCUGACUGAUGGAUCGAUUCAAAAUGAGCUAAAGAAAUCAUUGGCAGAAGCGGCGAUUGCUAAACUUAAAGGUCAUAAGCAAGAUGCUGUCAAGCUACAAUAUGCAGGUGAAGCAAGGGCAGCUAUUCGGUCUUCAGAAAUUAAAAGUAAUCUAGAAAAGACAAAGGCCGGCAUUUUUGCUGAUACAAUUUUGCAGCUUGCUGAACUGAAAGCCGAAGAAGCAAAAGCUAAGGGAGAUAAUGUAGAAGCUGAUAAAAUACUAGCUGAAGCAAUGGCCAAAGCAGAAUUAAAAAGAGCUUUAGCAGAAGCUGACGCUUUCGAAUUAACGUCUGCUGGUAAGAUAAAUGCAAAUAGAGCAGAAACAAGUACCGCAUCGGAAAUCGCAAAAUUACGCGGCGAUCUGAAAGAAUCUAACAAAUUACAAACAUCGAAGGAGAUUAAAACUGCAAAACAAACUGCUACAAUGCAAGAAACAGUCGCUCAAAUGCGCGCUGAUGCUAGGGCUAAAUAUAAUGAAGCUUCAGCUGCAACUGCAACCGCAGCAUUUAAGUCAAAAAGUGAUGAAAUUAACGCUGAAGUUGCUUUAGCUAUUAACAAAGCAGAUAAUGCGAAAAUAGCAACCCUAACGAAAAUUAAGGGUGACUUACAAAAGAAAUUAGCGGACAUUGAAACUCAAAGGCUAUCAAAGUUAGGAGAAGCUGAAGCACUUCGAUUAAAAGGAGAGACUGAAAAAGCUGAUCAGAUAGUUAUGGAAGCGAACACCAAAGCUGCUGUUGAGAAAGCUGAGGCGCAGUCUGCGUCCGUAAGGGCCUCUGCUGAAGCUGAAAUUUUAUAUAACAAGCAAUUAGCUGAAGCUAGAGCUACUGCCGCUAACAAAUUAGGAGACCGACAGAAAGCAAAUAUGAUCUUAGCUGAAGACGGUAUAGAAGCUACAUGUGUCAAUGAUACUGCUGAAGCUGAAAGUACGUUAAUUGAGAAAUUAGCAGACAUCGAAUCAGAAAAGAUAUUAAAACUAGGUGAAGCAGCAGCUGCUGCAGCUAUUGGCGAAGAUGAGAAAGCAAUUAGGCUAAUUGCCAUAUCUAAAGCUAAUGCAGCUAAAAAAGCCGCAGAAGCUAGAGCAGCUUUUACACUGAUGCAGGCAGAAGCUGAAGUCAAAAAAGCGAACGGUUUAGCGAGAGCGGCUACCAAAAAUGCGGCAACAGAAAUUGAGACUAUUGAGGCGAAAAUGUUAAAGAAUACCGCAGAAGCUCAUUCAAAUUGUAUCCAAGAUGUAGCAGAAGCUAAGGCAUCCCGUGCGAUCUUACAGGGUAAUGUCGAAGGUCAAGAAUUUCAUGCUAUAGCUGAUGCGGAAAUAGUUCUACUGAAACUUAAAGCGGGUGAUAUAGCUGAAGAUGAGUGUAGAGAAUACAAAACAGAAGCAGAAAAGAUCAAAGUUAGCAAUAAAGUUAAUAAAUUAUCUACAAUUACAAAUGAAGAUAUCCGCGUAUCCGACACUAUUGCAAAGUCAAAGGCCGAAGAAAUUACGAAGACUGCUGUAGAAAAGGCUCUAGCAGCUAGAUCUAAAGCACAAUGGAUGGCGGCUGAAGCAAGACGUAAAGGAGAACAAGAGCAAGCCGAAGAAAAAUCAAAAGACGGUGAAUUGGAAGCAAUUAAGUUAAAUGCUGAAGGCGAGGCAGAAGCUGUAAUUCUACUAGCUGAAGGUGAAGCGGAGGCUGCUGAAUACAGUUCAGAAUGCGAUGCAGCGACUGCUCUAGCAAAAGCUAACUUUAGAGCUGAAGAAGCCAAACUAUAUGGUGAUGUGGAGAGAGCGAUAGAGAUUAAUAAAGAAGCUGCUGAUGAUGCUCUUAAAUUUAGAGCUGCAGGUAAAGCCAAAGCAAUACGUAUCAGGAUCGAAAGUAAAGCACUAGCUGCCAUGAUAAAAUCUGAGGCAGAAGCUGAAAUUGCUAGAAUGGUAAAUGAUGAAGAGAAAGCCGAGGAAUUGAUUGCUGAUGGAUUAGUUGAAGUAGAGUUAAUAAAAUGUGAAGGUGAAGUUGCUGCUGAAAGGCUUCUUGCUGAUGCUGAUGUUGCCAUAUUGCGGAAGAAAGGCCUAGAAGCAGAAGCGGUCACCUUAAUAGCUGAGAAGGAAGCACUUAUUGCUCGAAUAAUUGCUGAAACUGAAUCUAGAAUUGCAGCUAUUCGAGGUAAUAAAGAACGCGCUAAGAAGAUCAUUGCUAAGAAUGAACAGUCAUCUAAAAUGGUUUUCACUAUUGGUGAUAUCGCUGCUAAAAAUUAUCGAAUGCGACAAGGCGUAUUUAGGCCUAAGCCAGGUCCAAAAGGUGGUCGAUUAAAUGAUAUCGGUAACAAAGAUUACUUUUCUCGUGAUGGUCAACGUAAACUCGGUCCACCGUUUAAUGAUAGAGGAAUUGGCGAUAUAGGCACUAAGGCUUAUCGAUUAAGGGAUGGAGAUAAGCAAGACAAUCUUUAUAAACAUAGAGAUCAUGAUCUACUUGACAUUGGAACAAAAUUAUAUCGAUUCCGUGAAGCUAUCGCAGUGAAAAAAGCUGCUCCGCGGAUCUCAGUUGAUGACCGAAUUAAAUUAGCUCAACAAAGAUUAAUAGAGUUAGAAAUGAAGCGACAAGAACACGCUGAACGAAAGCGUGUCCAGAGAGAAGAGCGAAUUAAAAAUCUAGAUGCUCAUAAGCGAGCGAUGCGCUUAAAGUAUAAGAAGAGAAUAGUUAAGAAACCCCCGGAAAAGUUACAGCCUACCCUACCACCGACAGCGAAUGAUAUGGAGAAAUUGAUGAAGCAACGAAGACUAUCUAGGAGAUUAUCCAAACCUAAGUUGAUUAAGGAAAAGACGGAAGUAAUUGUUCCCGAAGAGCCACCUAAAGAGCCUGAAGUUGUUGAGGAAGAAGUCAAGGUUGAAGAAAAAGAUGAGAAGGCAGAGGAAGCAAAGAGAAUGGCUGAGGAGGCCGAAGCCGCUCGCAAACUAGCAGAAAAAGCAGCUAUUGAAGCAGCUAGUGAAAAAGAGAAAGAAGAAGCAGAGGAAGUUCUUAAAGUGGCUGACUCUCAAGCUCGAGCGCAGAAAAAUAAAGCCCUUCGAGCUAAUCUCGCAUCUGCCGUCUCUGCUCGCGAUAGAGUAAAGAUUGAAAUCGCCAUUGAAGAAGUCACACCACUUGUUGAAGAAAUCCCAGAAGUAAAGGAAGAGAUAGAUGACGCUACGAAGCUUUACAAACGUUUGACUGGGCAACAUUUGGUCGAUGUUGCUAUUGAAACCCGGAAAAUGCCCGAUGUAGAAAAAGCUGUCAUUUACGUUAAAAAGGAAGGCUUAGAGGAAUUUAUUGGUGAAAAAUUCGAUUAUGUUUCCAACGUUUAUGGUCGAUUGAAACGGUUGGAAAAGAUGCGACAAGAAGUUGUCAACUUAAAGCAGACGAACGUUGCUGAAAUUCGUAGUUAUCAGAAUCCUCAUCCUUCAGUCCGCAAUAUUAUGAUUGCAACUCACAUAUUAUUGGGACACACUGAAAAAGAGGUUCGUAAUUGGAAAGUUAUGCAGGCUUUGAUUGGUAAAACUGGCAAGCAAGGAUUAAAAAGACGUGUCGAUGAUUGCGAUACCGAUAAUAUUCCUCUUCAAGCAGCAAAGAAAGCGCAAUCUCUCAUUAAAGGAUUAGAUGUUGAUUCUGUUCGUGAUAUUAGCGGUGGAGCUGGUGUUUUCUUUGGUUGGGUCCAAGGUACUGCCGAAGUGGUAUUUACAAGGGAAGAGAAAAUUGGUUAA
Trichoplax adhaerens is the source of this 19632-nucleotide messenger RNA. RefSeq lists its product as uncharacterized. The record is from RefSeq and is a predicted model, not a curated record. NCBI's taxonomy places the organism in Eukaryota, Metazoa, Placozoa, Uniplacotomia, Trichoplacea, Trichoplacidae. The coding region runs from base 1 to 19632 and encodes 6543 amino acids. The transcript has 9 exons.